Strongylus vulgaris is the source of this 536-nucleotide messenger RNA. The record is from the annotation of a GenBank genome assembly. NCBI's taxonomy places the organism in Eukaryota, Metazoa, Nematoda, Chromadorea, Rhabditida, Strongylidae.
AUGUUCACUACCACUCUCGUGCUAUUUAGAAGUCCAGACGUAUUAGAACCACGAUCAUCUCCACAUAAAAUGCAAGCUCAGUUGACGACAUGCGCCUCGCUGUUGGAAUCGCCUUUGCUUCAAUUUGAACAAGGGCUAGAAGAUGUUGAAGCAACCUAUGGAGAUUCACUAACUCUUACGUGUAGUAUUUAUGGGGCACCACAGGCUGCUAUUACAUGGUUGCACCGAGGACGAGUUGUUGCCACGCAUUUAGCGCCUACGGUAGAAUCUGCGCUGCACACUACACGUAUCGCAAGCGGCCUGAUUGAGACUAGAUACACAAUUCCUUGCGUGAAUCGCAAAACUCUUGGCGAAUACACGUGUCAAGCGUCCUCACCAUGUGGUGAAGUGAUCUCUUCGAGUGCUGUGGUCGGUUUAUCAAAUACGGCUCGAGGUAUGCACUUUAAGCACUUAAACAAAGCUAAUUUAAUGUUGCUCACAAAAAUUCGAAAACCUAAGUUCACUGUUCCAUUCACCAUUAACGUGACCAGCUAAGU